AUGAGCCAAGCUUUACAAACGAUCUCUCAAGAAACGGCCUUGGUAGACAACAUCCCAAGUUUGGACAUUUCGAGAACCUUGACGGCAAUACAAACAGCGAUAACCAGACUUGAUACUACGACAGCCACGAUGACCAACAGAAUCGAUGCGUUGACCACUACGAUGACCAACAGAAUCGACGCGUUGACCGACAGAAUCGAUAACAUGGAUACAAGAAAUCUUGCACGCGUAUUAAAUUUGCGUAUAACCGCUCCAGAUACAACACUGGAAGUCAUUUCAGAUACGACUGGCAAUGUGCCACAAAAUUACCCAGAAACAAUUGCCGCGCUUCGCGCAAUGACACGUCAAAACAUAGACGCUCUCUUAACCUUUUACCGGUUACAAAAUACGGGAACGGUUGAAAAUAAACGCAUACGUCUUGCGAAACAUUUAGGAAUUCGGCUGUCGUAA
This is a messenger RNA of Paraglomus brasilianum, 450 nucleotides long. Lineage: Eukaryota; Fungi; Glomeromycota; Glomeromycetes; Paraglomerales; Paraglomeraceae. The record is from the annotation of a GenBank genome assembly.